CGAGAGAGACAAAAGCAACAGCCACGCAGAAGCCGUCCAGAUAUCAGUUCAUUGCAGUUUGCAGUUUGCAGUUCGCAGUUUUAGUCCGAGAAAGACGCUUUCACCUGGCAAAGAGUACCUAGCGAGUGGAUUGGAGCACGCUGAGCCAGCAAGAUGGCGACCAUUGCCAGCCUACUGUUGGUUGCGUUAGUUGCCGUGGCGAGUGGAAGGUCACCAGCGAUCGAUGUUGUUCAGCCAUCGGAGAUCGUUACCUCAGAUUGCUAUGAACGAGCUCAGCCCCACCUUCACAUGAUGCAUCUGUCACUACACGCGCACAGACAUCGCGUACACGAUCAGUGCCGUCGCUCACAGCAGGAGCACAACGAGUUCUACGCGGCGCAGAAGGAGCGUCUGCGUCAGACCAUCGAGGACUGUGAGCGCAGUGCUCACAAUCUGGCGGCGGGGACGCCAACGGCUGCGGCAGAGCUCGAGGCCUCGUGCCACGAGGCGGAGGCCAAGAUGCGUCAGAGUCUGGGUGACCACGUGUCCGGUGCUGCCGACCUUCAUGAGCAGUGUGCUCGACGUCUGCGUCAGGUGCACAAGAGAGUGCAGUCGGCCGGACAGAGUCUCUUCCACGUCCUGGCUGGAUGUGCACCGGAGCACGCGUGCAUCCUCCUCAGACUGUCCAAGGCUAAGAUGCAGCGGCUUUCCAGCUCUGUCCAGGGACUGGCCAACCUUGACGUUGGUGAAACGUGUGCUUUGCCCAGUGAGCGGCUUGGGCACAAGGUGCGUCGCAUGUGCGAGCGAUUCAGCACACAACAAGCCAUCGUCAACGAAGCCAGCUCCAAUGUUUAUGAUGAACUUCACGAGACAUUGGACAGCCAUUGUGCUGGUUCAAGAGCGCAGGACCGUGACAUGGUCACUGGCGAACACGAAAUUGUGACUGAGGAGGUGCGGUUGUUCGAGGAGGACCCAACCACUGAGCAGCAGUUUGUACCAACGUUUGUUCCGGAGAUCCUUCCCGAGAUGCCAACUCUGCCAGUCGAACCCAACUACCCGGCCGUUACCGAGGAGGUGAAGAAGGAGACGAGCAAUGGUUGGAACCCACUGUGGGGUCUUGGCCCUGUUCAGAUCAACAAGAACAUGCCAGCUGGACAGGAAGAUAUUGGUUUGAUGGAACCAGAGCAAAAGCCGGAUGGUGGGGACGGCGAUCACGAUCAUGACCACGACAAGCAGAGCGAUCAUCACCGCCACCACAAACGUCGCUACGUCACAGUCGCCGUGGCUACGGGCUGCGUCUGCGUUGUCGUGUGCGUUGCCGUGGCGGCGUUCACUGCCAACGUACUGCGCCGUCGCUAUCGUAACUCCAUCCAAUCACAGCAGCCGGAGAAGAGGAACGACGUCGCCAAGAAGGCCCUCCUGGACGAGGAGGAGGAGAUCCGGAGCAUCGAGCAGAAGGGCUUCGAGAACCCCACAUACAACUUCUUCGAGCACCUCCAGGAGGAAGCAUGAGCAACAGGUGGUGUUGUUGGUGUUGCCGUUGCUGGGAAUGGUGGAGUGCUGCCAGCUUGACUUGUAAUCGAUGUGUGUGGCGUUAACCUCGCCUCCGUUGUCUCGCACACUCUCACGCAUUCUUUCUGUUGCCUCUCUCUCUCUCUCUCUCUCUCUCUCUCUCUCUCUCUCUCUCUCUCUCUCUCUCUCUCUCUCUCUCUCUCUCCCACUCACUCACUCUCUCUCUCUCUCUCUCUCUCUCUCUCUCACUCUCUCUCUCUCUCUCUCUCUCUCUCUCUCUCUCUCUCUCUCUCUCUCUCUCUCUCUUUCUUAGCUUGCUCUGCUCUCAGCCCUAUAAUAAUAAUUCCUUCGGUGGCUGUGUGCCGUGCACGCAGCCACACAGAUUCGCCCAAUGCACUCGCAAAUGCACACAGAACACUAAUCUAUUGAUGCUGCAAUAUACUGUGCGCCUGCCCACACUCAGUCGCUUCUUGGCUUUCACCCACUGCGGUGGAACACACACUGUCAGUGUAACGUCACGUUCGAUAGGUGCCAUAACCGUUACCAUGGCUACUCUAGUUGCCGACAUGUUUUGUUAUUGUUGUAUCAUGACUUAGUUCACUGACUAGCCAACAUUCAGAGUAAUAUGCAUGUACAGUACAUCGGAAUGCUUUAUUUUUCGGCGUGCUGCAUUGCGUUCAUGCGAUUCUGCUGCAUUGGUAAUAUAGGAUCUAUUCGUACGUGUAUGUGUGUUUGCUGUUUCGUGUCGUUUCUGGUGGUGUUUGUGGCCCUAGUUGGUUGUGUGGCUUGUGUCGGUUUGCCGUUGAUCCGUGCCAGGAAACUGCGCGCGAUGUGUUUUAACUAAAACUUGUACUAAUUUUCUUCUGCUUAUUCUCUUUGAUGUUUAGUGUGAUUCAUCCGUUUGCCCGUCUUGUUCAUGUGAGUCUCGCGUCCGUGCGUGAGCCUCCUCUCACAUAAUAAUACUUUGUGUUGACUUUUAUUCACGGGUUGGGCCAGAAAAAUAUUUAUACAUGACGGUGA
Sycon ciliatum is the source of this 2511-nucleotide messenger RNA. RefSeq lists its product as uncharacterized. The transcript is spliced from 8 exons. The coding region runs from base 154 to 1491 and encodes 445 amino acids. The record is from RefSeq and is a predicted model, not a curated record. Lineage: Eukaryota; Metazoa; Porifera; Calcarea; Leucosolenida; Sycettidae.